Molecule: messenger RNA, 2557 nt
Organism: Opisthorchis viverrini
Lineage: Eukaryota; Metazoa; Platyhelminthes; Trematoda; Opisthorchiida; Opisthorchiidae
Exons: 12
Coding region: 123-2219 (698 amino acids)
Biological process (GO): signal transduction; phospholipid metabolic process; phospholipid dephosphorylation
Molecular function (GO): phosphatidate phosphatase activity
Source: RefSeq, a predicted model, not a curated record
CACAAUAUGGGCAGUGAGUUGGAAUGGUGCACUCUUUUACUCGAUCGAUACGCGACCGAAUAACACAUCCAGGGGAUAAUGAGUAGCUUGGUGGAAUUUUACACGCAAGAGAAUCCCCUGACAUGAAUACACUUCCCUCCACGCGGUCGGUUAACACAUUCCGGUCGGAAGAAAAUCGGAGCUCCAGCAUCAACAACUUACGCUAUCCCCGUCCAAGUUCUCUAUACCUUCCUAUGAACGAUCGGGAUGACGACGGUCGGGAACACCUUCUACCAAAUGAUCCAUUCUCCAUGGAACGCCGAGCUCAAACCCUUGGUCGACCAACCCAUUAUAACACUUCCGGUAACAGAAAUCUGACCAAUCCGUUAUUUGAGAGUGUGGGUAGCUUAGAUCAACCGUGGUACAAAAGCUAUGCCGCCACGUCCACCUUACCUCAACCGACUAUUAGUCUACCACCUAACCGGCCGCAAGAAAUCAACACAUUCGCCACAGCCAGGGAACUGCAUUCGACCGUGCGUGUACCUGUCCCACGUAGCCCAGCACGCCCCAGCCCCUAUUCAACUAUACGUCGACUCAACGAACCAAGCUUGCACAGUUACCGCACCACGCGUGCCACGAAAGCACCACCUUUGUUUUCGUGCGCUGGAAGCAAAUGCUGUGAACGUGAACCCAGCCCUUACGCAACGCCUGCGGAUUUGGAAUCAUCGGACCACUUUAUUCGCCACAAGAAGAAGGACCCACCGAAGCCAUGGGUUGUUUGUCUCUUGACAGUAAGCACCAUCUUUGACCUUCUGUUGCUGAUUGCAAUGGCAGUCGUCGUGUUUUUUCUCAACUGUUCGACUGAAAGCUGGCUCUACUCUGACAGACGAAUUUAUACCAUUUGCACAAACCUAUGGACAGAUUGGAUCCCUCUGCAUCAUCGAACAUUCCGUUGUCCAGCGUUACCACCAGGUUACGACGACUCUAGUCUUGCGAGUGCGAACCCGUUGCUGAAACAAUAUAUUGAACGCUUUCGUCCAACUGUUUACACUACACCUGCUUAUGGUUCCCGAACGGACAAUUUGGAGCAGCCAAAAAACCCAUUUCUAACGGAAACUAUUGGAGGACUCUUUCCUCGCCCGGACGUAUGGGAUGCAGAUCUUGGUCUGAUGCCGCCACCAAACUUGAAUCCAGCCAGAGAGGAUCCCAUGUACGGCAUGACAACUACACGAUUGUAUGGGCCUACAUACGAACGAGAACAAACAAGCUGGUUGCGCAAUCGUGAACAUUGGCUUAGAAUUAACCCGGCCGCGCCAUACACAUCCAUUCCUACCGAUUCCAUAAUACUGGGUUGUACUAUUAUUCCGCUGAUUAUGAUUGUCUUUAUCGAGAUCACAUCCUCCUGCCUCAGUUGUUGCUGGCUAAGUAGCGGAAAAGUCGGACAUCGAUUCGGACAACUCCGGCGUGUGAUUGGCCGACUAUAUCGAUUUUGUGUGACAUACAUAUUCGGGUUGUUCACAGUCAUUCUAAUAACGUUAAUCCUGAAAGCCGCGAUUGGUCGUCUUCGACCGAAUUUCAUCACUAUCUGUCGACCGGCACCAAACGUGUGCCCAAGAUGGUCUGCUUUGAUACAGGCUGCUGGUUAUGGCUACUACAAUCAAGAAGCGACAAACGACCUAGGAUCGAAUCCACAGCUGCUCUCAUUUCUUGCUCAAGAAUCUGCUCGACAGGGCUAUAUUUUAGUGCCGAAGACCACGACACCGAAUCCCGCCGUUAGAACCAGUAAAUCGGAUUCAGGUUUCCUGUCAGACACCGACUGUACGGAGAAGCGACCACUUCGUAUCAAAUACGCGAGAACAUCGUUUCCUUCACUCGGAGCAUCUGUCACAAUGUACGCAGCAGUAUUUGUUUCUGCGUAUGUCACCCACACCCUGCGCUAUCUACGAAGAACUUGCUUAUGCAUACCAUUGGUCCUGCUCCUCGCAACGUUCUUGGCGAAUAUCUUGCUUGGUCUUGGCCGAGUAGUGCACCGAGAAAACUGGAUAGAUGACGUUCUUGCAGGAUGGGCGCUUGGAAUUAUCGUUGCUGCCUACAUCCUCUACCGAACUCUUCAUGCAACACAAACUUGGAACAGCGUUUCAAAUGCAGAUAUACUGCAUCAGCUGGAUCACAUACAAGACCUUAUUCGGGCAAAUCAGGAGUACAAAAACAAUGAAAUGAAACUGAUGAAAUAUUUAUGAAUAUGCUACAGUUUAUUAAAGACAAUGAAAACCUUUUAGCUCACUGAAAGACGUGUUAGGACACUUUCUGUAUUCGAUACCCCAUUGUACGCAAAUGAAAUUGUUUAUUUUAUAUCUGUACAGUAGUUAUAGAGUUCCUUUGUUCACACGUAUCCACGAACAGGUUAUUCGUUUUAUUGAUAGCCAAUCCAGCUGGCCUGCCGUCAGUUUUAUGAACAACGAAGUACUGAUGAACCGAGCUUUUUUCUUCGACCGUACCCCAAACGUCGUUAACAUCUCUCAAAAAAACCUUUAACGCAACCACUGUGAAAACCUUUUUACCAGUAUGUCGGACGUUU